Molecule: messenger RNA, 3279 nt
Organism: Eriocheir sinensis (Chinese mitten crab)
Lineage: Eukaryota; Metazoa; Arthropoda; Malacostraca; Decapoda; Varunidae
Product: BRISC and BRCA1-A complex member 1-like
Exons: 7
Coding region: 197-985 (262 amino acids)
Biological process (GO): protein K63-linked deubiquitination; positive regulation of DNA repair; mitotic G2 DNA damage checkpoint signaling
Cellular component (GO): BRCA1-A complex; BRISC complex; nuclear body
Source: RefSeq, a predicted model, not a curated record
CGUCUGGUGGUCCUCCAUGGUGUCGAAUCAGCUGGGUUAGAGCUUCUCUUGACGUGGAGGGCUGUUUCCCUGUACCAGCUGAGUGUGGGACCCGUGGCGCCUAAGGAAGGGAGGAGGGACCAGCUGGCGGCAACAAGUGGUGGACUUAGGUGGUGUCCUCUGAACAACUACAACAACUCAGUGCAGGAGUUUCAGAAUGUCUGAGAAAAUGGAGGUGGUCUCUGGAGACUCCUGCUCUCCAGAGGUUCAAGAGGUGACGGAGAAGAUUAACAACACUACUGUGGAGUCUCUGGUUCCAAGAGUCAAGUGUCCUGAGCACAUAAUUUUAGUGGUGGAUGUGUGCCGAGAGGAAGGCAACUCGACCUACAGACUGGCUGAUGGGUCCAAGUUUUCUGCCCUGUAUAUGGUGAAGCGAGCACUAACCCUCUUUGUUCAAAACAAACAUUCCAUUGAUUCAAGACACAAGUUUGCUCUGGUGAUCCUCCAAGACAUACCAAUAUGGAUCCAAGACUUCACCAGUGAUCCUCAAAAAAUAAUCUCUUACAUUGAGGAGAUGGAAGAGGCGCCAGCACCCUCCCAUUGUGACCUAAGUUCAGUGUUUGAACUUAUUGCCCUCCAGAUCACCCUUCCCAAGUGCUCCAGCACAUCCACAGUGCCUCCAUAUAUUUACAGAACAAUAUUGAUCUAUGGAAGGUCACAUUGUCUGCCACAGUUUCUACAAGGGAAGGAGCUCUUCAACUACCUCACCCAGAGCCCUCACUUCGUCCUUGAUGUUUUGUACACUCAUGAGCCGCCCACAGAUGACAAUAAGUGUGAGGGCAUCUUUGACCUGCUGUGUGGUCUGGAUGAAGGCGGCUUAAGCUACGUGUUGGAGGUGUCCCGCAAUGCUACAAAACUCCAUAACUACUUUGGUACACUAUUGGCACAUCCCUUCCAACGCCCCAUUCAGAAGUACCUCCACUACACUCUGACUCCGAAGGACUGACAGUUGAACAAAGAAUCUCAAUCCCAAAACAUAUCAAGUUGUGAUACCUCGGAUACCAAAGAUGGUCAGGAUCUAGAACAGCCAUGAAACAAGUGUCAGUGUUGGGCCUCCCUCAUAUCCCCUAACAGUGCCAGUGAUGUCCAAGAAGACAACCUGCAAACUGAGACUUGCACCAAGAGGUGGGAACUGUCUAAUCCACUUAACCAAGCACACCAUCCCUCACCUCCAACACACUCAUGGAAAAGGAGAACCACCACAAUCAAAGAGCAAGAAUAGUUUCUGGCCAGUUAACAUGUCAACAGAUACUUGGAAGUACUUUAAGGUGUCAACUUUUCCUGCUCUUAUGCUUGACAUGUAACUACCACUCACCCGAAAGCUAAAAGUUAUAGGUAUAGUUUAUGGAAAGAGAAACCAUUGUUGAUAGAUUAAUAAUUGACCUCAGUUCAUGAACAACUUUUGUUGUUUCAAAAUAUCAUGACCUUUGACAUACAAAGUCUUGGCUCUAAUUCAAGACUCACACUACAGUUUUCUUUUCAAAUGAUAAUAUAUAAGAACAUAAAUGAAGAUAUGUAGCUCUGUACACUAUCAGACCUCAUCAUGCAAGGGCUAGUACUCCUGUUACUCCUAUCAAGGUCUACAUAAUACAAGGUCUACUCACUUGGUGGUGACGGGCUGAACAGUGACAGCACGCAUCUCUCGCCGACUCAGUCCUCUUCUACAUAUCGUGCACUCUCACCUGAGAUUUUGAAAUAACCACAGGAUGCUUAGAAAAGCUGACCCUAACAUAAUCUUCAUGACACAUUUCUGCUUGCUUUAAGACAAAAAACACACAAAAAAAUUGUGAUUUAGAAAUACACAAAAAGGGAAUGGUAUUUCUUGCUUUUUUGUCUUCAUCUUGCUGCAAUUCCUCGAGUAUAGCUCCCAAUGAAGUUUUUUUCUUCGAUCCAAAAUAUGCAAACUUUCCUGGUUCCUGGUAUAAGACUCUUAGCAAUUCAGAAAUAUCUAGAUGGUGAAAACUGCCAAUAAUAUGAAACCUGUGUCAAGGUAGCCCGGCGAAGAGUACACGAUAUGUGGAAAAGGAUUCCGAGUCGGUGAGGGAUGCCUGAUGUCACAGCUCAGACCUCCACUGCCAAGUGAAUGGACCUUGUAUUCUACAAACCUUGACUCCUUAUAUGCAGUAACAAAGGCAUCAUCUAUGUACACUGCAUUGCAUUACUUGAAAGCUCAAAUUUGUUAAAAGAAAAGUGUGGAUAUGUAUAUUAUGCUAUAGCCCAUGACUUCAUGGAUUGAAUAUAUUCAACUUCCCAAAUCCAUUAUAGCUUUUGAGUAAUUGUUAGUCUUCCCUCAUAAACUUCAGAUAUUGCAACCACAGAUGCACAUUUUAAUUUACAUAAUUUACAAGGUUUCAUACAAAAUAUUGCACAUUAUCUAAAAGAAAUAUUCUGCCAAAAAUAUAUCAAUUAAAGCUCAGUCCCAAAAAUAUACAAUAUACAUUUAUUGCUGUAAAAAAAGUCUUGCAAUAGAACAACUAAGUUCAAUGCAACAGUGCAGUCACUAUUAAUGUAUCAAAGAAAGGAAACAAACUCUGAUGAAAAUGUACUCUUACUGACAUGCUCUCGACUCUCAAUGUGUCCCUCUUCAUACCUGGAGGAGGAUCCCGCACCACAAGGGUACCACAGGUCACUACACUUGACUAGCCCGAUAAAUGGGUGCGAUGAGACAACUACGGUGUGGGUGCUUCUAUAGUUACAAUGAUGACGGGCACGUAUUUACAAUGACAUGAUCGUUUGUGAUGUUUAAGUUCCUUGUUUCCCUGCCUGGUUUAGGGCAUUGGAUAGUGGUAAAGAGUUUUCGUACUGAAAUAAAUGUCCAACAAAUCUAACGUCUAAAGUAACUGUCUAUCCCGUAACUCCCUAGUGGUAUGUUGCCUUACACUCUUAUAUGCUAGCAAUACUGAGGUCCACAGGUUUUCAGGAGUUACUAACAGUUACUAAGCAUGACCAUAAAGGAGAUAAUGUGUUUUCACCCUGCAAUGGCCAUAUAAGAAACAGAGAAUUGCAUGACUAUUUUGAUUACAAUCACCUUACUAUCAUCAGUUUAUGAAAUUAAUUUGUGAGUAACUAAGACAGCCACGAUCCUCAAUACUCUAAUGUGCUGUGUCACCUUCCCUUAUAAGAGUUAAGUGCCCUCAGUAAAAAAGCAUCCCCACCCUGAAGUCUGAUGGACUACAAAACCUUCUGUAAAACUGAGCCAGUGUGGUUCAUGUGGGUAGAUUAAACAUAUAUUUGAAAGUG